Messenger RNA from Ostrinia nubilalis (European corn borer), 1093 nucleotides. It is a transcript of the gene Sdhaf3, whose product is annotated as succinate dehydrogenase assembly factor 3, mitochondrial. Gene Ontology annotation, biological process: mitochondrial respiratory chain complex II assembly; succinate metabolic process. The record is from RefSeq and is a predicted model, not a curated record. NCBI's taxonomy places the organism in Eukaryota, Metazoa, Arthropoda, Insecta, Lepidoptera, Crambidae. Gene Ontology annotation, cellular component: mitochondrial intermembrane space; mitochondrion. The coding region runs from base 134 to 511 and encodes 125 amino acids. The transcript is spliced from 3 exons.
GAAAAAAAAAGUCAGGGAGUCACGAAAGUAAACAUUGUUUUUUAGCCGUAAAUUUGAAUGAAAAUUUAUAGAAAACUUAUCAAAUCGUAAUGAGUAUGUUUUUUUGUUGUUCCUAAAAUAUUUUUUAUUCAGAAUGUCUGGUGCUGAACAUAUUUCCCGCGUCCGAAGGCUAUAUAAGUUGAUAUUCCGCGUGCACAGAGCGCUGCCGGCGGAACUGCGUGUGAUGGGAGACAAUUACGCGAGAGAAGAGUUCAAACGGCACAAGAAAUGUAAUCCAGAAGAAGCUCGGAUAUUUCUAAACGAAUGGACUGACUAUGCAAUAGGCCUCGCACAGCAGAUUAAGCCACUGCAGCAAGCUAAACGUAAGACAGUCGGCAAGUACAUAGAUCCCCAGUUACUGGACCACAUGACCGAUGACCAGAUCGUUCAACUUUACGAACUGCACAAAGCCGCCACACAAGAAGACACAGAAAAUACGGACAGUACCAAAGACACAGUUGAGAAAAAGUGAAGUAAGGCGAUUAUCCCACUGCGCCGCGCUCCGCUGCGGUACGCGGGACGACAGAUUUAAUCAUUAUAUGCAAGUACCUCAGUUUGUACAGAAAACACGCGCGGUACAACACACUGACAACGCGUCUGCGCGCGGGAUUUUUUAUAUAAAAUCACGCGGACCGCGGCGGAGCGCGGCGCAGUGUGAUAAUCGUCUAAUAUUUAUGUUUAAUUUUGGAUAAGAAAAUCAGUGCGUCAAAAUAUUAUGUUCCUGUUCAUAAAGACUUGUUUAAAGCACUGUUUAACCCCACAAGGCUUAGUAUCUAUUCUUAGAUUAGUUAAGUUCAGUAGUAAAGUUAUUAAAUAGAAUAUUAGAUAGAUAAAUUCAAUCCCAAAAAAGAAGGAUAGGAUUACUCUAUAAAGUUAUGAAACCCCCAUGCCCUUUUGCAUAAAGGAAUAGUUUGACUUCAGUAUAAUUAUAUUAAAGAAGCAAUCAACGAUCAUAAUAAUAAAAUGUAUAAUAUGUAGGUAAAUAUAGAUGAAAUUAUUUGCAAUUUAUACACUUAGAUCAUGUUAUGUAAUUUUAUUAAAUUGCAAUUUUGUA